Messenger RNA from Haemonchus placei, 384 nucleotides. The record is from the annotation of a GenBank genome assembly. Lineage: Eukaryota; Metazoa; Nematoda; Chromadorea; Rhabditida; Trichostrongylidae.
AUGACCCGAACGGUUGCGCUGCUCGUCUCAUGCUUAAUACUUGUACAUGCGCUGGAUGUGAACAAUCAGGCGGAAGUCAAUAGGAAUAAACAGAAAGGCGUAGGACCAGUGAAGACGGCCAAGGAUGAUUGCAUGAAGGUUGGCGACCGUUUGGGCUGCGCGUGCACGGUCUGUAAGGAUGUGGUGAAGUUCACAAGAAUCAUGAUCCUUGACCACGUUCCAACCGAAGAACAGGUGCUCGACAAGGUUUGUCGACGUAUAUUCAAGUCCGAUGAAUCGAAGGAACGCCUUUGCGAAGAUAUCGUCAAGAGCGAGCUUCCCGAAAUGAUCAAGUAUGUAAAAGAGCGAAUCGAUCCACAUAAAGUGUGUAAGAAGUUCUGCUAA